Molecule: messenger RNA, 714 nt
Organism: Lodderomyces theae
Lineage: Eukaryota; Fungi; Ascomycota; Pichiomycetes; Serinales; Debaryomycetaceae
Exons: 1
Coding region: 1-714 (237 amino acids)
Source: RefSeq, a predicted model, not a curated record
AUGGACUACAACACUAAUAGCAUAGCAGCAUCUGAAAUAACGCCUCCUCCACAACACAACACAUUACAACCACCACCACAACAACAACUGCAACAACUGCAACAACUGCAGCAUCUGCAACAUCUGCAGCAGCAGCAUCUCUUCCAACACAUUAAACGAAGAAACGACGACUUCGAACUGAACCAACACCGUUUCAAAAACAUGACUCACGAAGAAGCCAUAAACUCAACCACAGAAUGGCCCCAAUUCAUACAUCCCGAUGGAGGCAUAGUCAAAAUCUCACCAUGGGGGUCAAUACGAGAGUACACUGACCCCAAAACCAACCAAACCGUGACUAAAUUUGAAGAUUGUAACUUUGACGACUACUCGUUCAGGUCGGAGUCGGUUGAAAAGAUUUAUCAGACACCAGAUACGCCACAGUCGUUGCAUAAUCAAUCUGGUAGUGUUGCUACUAGCAGUGGUGGUGCCGGUGCCGGUGCCGGUGCCGUUGCCGUAGCUGGUGGCGAUUCUGGGGCCAACCCAUUCACUCUAAGUCCAAGCAAUGAAGUUGAAGGGUAUGUCGUUGAUGGGUAUGGUCAAUACCGAAAGGAUGCAUAUUCGCGUGCGAAUGAUCAGUAUCCAGUUGAGCAAGAGAAUUAUUUUGGCAUUGGUGGUGAGCAAAUGGAAGAGUUUGAUUGUAGUUAUAACGAAGAUGAAGAUGAGCAAAUGAAGUAG